CCGCAUUUGUCACUUCCGUGAAGAGCCAAGUGGCGCUGAGAGAGUCCGCGACAAUCCGUAAUAUCAAGCAUAUGUAUCAAUAUGUACCAUAUUUAUUUUAUCGUUUCCUCAGUGCUGUGCAAUAAUAAGGCGUAAGAAGCAGAGAAAAAGGACGGACAGAAAGAAGGAUAUUAGUGUUCCACGCCCGUAUUUUCCAAGUUAUUUGUUUAUUAAAACUAAGAGAGAGGAAUCGACGGAGGUGAAAGGACCAGAAAGGACCGAAGUAAUUCAGGGUGUCGAGUGUCGAGGUGGAAAUAUGGUCGAGCGACUCGGUUUGGGGCCGGAGGUCCGCGAACUCAAGCUGGGACCCAGCUUCACGAGCAAUAGCACCAAGUUUCACACUUUGAAAUAUGACUUUAAACCCGCGAGCGUCGACGACUCUAAGGAGGCCAGAGUCGACGUUGGCUCGGACAACACUGUAACUGUCACCGUACCACAUCUGGACGGCGCUGGCACUCCUCAUACUGUGUUCAAAGGUUCGCAGAGACCUUACAAUAAGGAGUAUGUUCUCAUUUUAGAUAAAAUUACUGGGGAGAUUACGUUGGAGAAACUAACUGCAAACGUUCAGGUUAAAAAGACACGAGCGGAGCCCAAACGUAAUAGCAAUAGUAACACUUCCAUGCCAGUUGAGGUUAAGAGGAGCCCUACAUAUGGCAGGGCAAAUGGGAGGACCAAGGUUAUUAGUGGGAAAAAGAAAGAACCCUUGCUGCAACUGCAUCCUAAACAGAGCUCGCCACGGAGAUCACCGUACGAUAAAACUAUUUCUCCAAAUAUAUUUACCAAUGGCUCUUCGCCUGUGCAAUCAUCGAGUGGACAACCAACUUUGGCUAGCCUACCGAUGAUUGGAUCUGACAAUGACGAUUUUGGAUUGUCAACAUCAUUGAUGCCUGGGUCUUCCUCCUCGCAGGACUUAGCCUCUCAAUCAAUUCCAAUGUCAAAUACAAAAUCAACCACCUUGGAGAGUGAUUCCAGCUCGAGUAGUUCGAGUUCCGAUAGUUCAAGUAGUGAUUAUGAAACAGAGAAUGUCUCAGUGCCAACAAUUAAUAGUAAUUUGAAUAAUACAAAUGUCUCAUCCACAUUGUUCAUGUCGGACAAUCUCUUAAAUGAUGAUCUACAGUUAUCUGAAUCGGAAUCGGAUUAACAAUGAUAUGAUGAUAGAAUUAAUAAAGUGUUCCAAGGAAGUCGACUGUAUAAUUUUUGUUCUGCGGUAUCUGUUUAUUAAUAUAUCAUUUUUGCGGAUUAUGGAUUAAUUUACACAGAUCCCUUAAAAUUUUUAUACAUAUGUACACGUCGUCAUUGUAUUGCAAUACUGCAGUAAGUGCAAUUCUUUUUUUUUUACAAUUAUAAAAAAGAAAA
Monomorium pharaonis (pharaoh ant) is the source of this 1395-nucleotide messenger RNA. RefSeq names its product ell-associated factor Eaf (gene Eaf). Lineage: Eukaryota; Metazoa; Arthropoda; Insecta; Hymenoptera; Formicidae. Gene Ontology annotation, molecular function: transcription elongation factor activity. Bases 296 to 1180 code for a protein of 294 amino acids. Gene Ontology annotation, cellular component: super elongation complex. The record is from RefSeq and is a predicted model, not a curated record. The transcript is spliced from 5 exons. Gene Ontology annotation, biological process: positive regulation of DNA-templated transcription; regulation of transcription elongation by RNA polymerase II.